AAGAACUCCUCUGUGAGAAGCAGAACUCCUCUUUAGCAAAUAGACCAGGCUGUUAAGUUGUUACACCCAAGGAUUGUCGCAUUGAGGGAGCCCGUGUUACUGCUUAUUUCAAAAUACUGGAGAGCUUUGGGAUAUCCAGAAUCAGAAGCCACGGGUGAAGUUCAUCAUGGAGAAAUUUGAGAGAUGUAACAGAGACACAGAGGAUCCUUCAAACAGCCGACCCAUCAAAAUCCCAAGAAAAGAUGCAGCCAAAGGAUUACAGAUGAGGAAAGCAAUAUUUGAGGAAUGUACAGAUAAAGGAUGUACUGCGUUUCCUCCAGGACCCAGUACCCUUCACAAACCUGUUCAGUCUAAGCCUCCUAUGGCAGUCAAGCCUUCAAGUGAUGACAAAACAGACAAAGAUCCAAACCCACCACAUUUGAAACCAGUGACACAAAGGUUUGGUGUUCAGCUUCAGCCCAUUAACAGAGGAAAUGAUGAAAAAGCUGGAUGCAGUAAAUUCUCUAUCAAAACCAGUGACCCAUCAAAAGAGGACCCAAAGCCUUCGAACCCAAAACCUGCACAGAACAAGUUCCUUGCUCCUCCUAAUAAAGAAAAAAAUCCUCUGGGACCAAAACCUAAUUUAAAUUUUGCAUCACAGGAGAAUGAGGCAAAACCAGAAUUUUCAAAAGUAGCUGCAGUUAAAGAAAAAUUAAGGUCUGCAACACAAGAAAAUGAGCCCAAGCCUCCUGUUUCUAAACCACCUCUUGCUCAGAAACCUUCCCUAAACAAUGAGGUAUCUCAGAAUGAAAACACUUCUUAUAAAAGUGGUUUUCGGCAAAGACCGUCUGCACCCAGAAAAAACAUACAUGCACACCAAGUAGCAAAGGAAAUGGGUGAAAAUAGUAACUCUGCUGCAGAAGCUCCAGGCAGUAAUAUUCCUAAAAUAGCUCUGAAGCCUACUGGCCAUGGGUACAGCUUACCAAAAGGACCCCCCAAAACAAUGGCAGAUAACUCUGAAGAAAAGGGAAUGAGUGCUGCCAAGAACAUCUUCCUCAAGAAAAUCACCCAGGAAGAAGCAGGUUCUUCUCAUAAAUUCCUUAAGACAAAUAUGGCACUUGCUGCAGGAAGACCAUCAGGUGAAUCAAAAGAGAAUGAGGAGAGGAGGUCUACAAUGCCCAGGCUGAAAGUCUUGCCCCAAGGGCUCAAGCCGAGCCAGCCCCCACAAAAACCCGACAGACCCCUCACUGUGGACCUGGAAAUCUUCCAGAAGACCUGCCAGGAAAACAGUCCGAAAAAUAAAGGUUUGAAACAGAAAACAUCUUCCUCAGCAGCACUUGCCCCACCGAUACCUCCAUCACACACUGCCGUGCCGCCUCCUCCGCCAGCCUUUCACCCAUCCCUGCAGGUGCCAGCAGCUCCCAGUCUGCCUCCCAGAAACAUCAAAACCAGCUCUGAAACAAUAAACCUAGAAAAUGAAGAAAAUUAUGAUGAUGUUGAAUUUGUUUCACAGGGUCAUGGAAAUACACAGAGGGGUCAAGAAAGUGAUGGAGAGAUGUAUGAAGACAUUAAUGACAUCAGAUCAUCAAGGGGAAAAGAGAAGAAGCAGGACAAAGAAGAUAAGAGAAGAAUGGACCAAGAGAAGAUAGGACAAAAGGAAAAAGACAAGAAAGAGCUUGAACUAAGGAAAAAGUUCAAAUUAACAGGACCCAUCGAAGUCCUUCAUCAGGCACGGGCUUGCAUUAACUACAAGGGAGGGAGGAAUGAACUGACUGUCAAACAGGGGGAUAAGAUUGAAAUCAUUCGCCUCACAAACAACCCAGAAGGAAAGUGGCUGGGCAGGAUAAAAGGAUGCUAUGGAUACAUUAAAACAACCAUGGUGGAGAUUGAUUAUGAUUCUUUAAAAAGAAAGCAAAAACCGUCUACCAGAGCUGCUGUGAAACACACAGAGCAGGACCAAGGAACAUAUGAUGAUGUUGGACAGCAGGACACUACUAGCAGUCAAAGUGGUGACCGAGAUGGAGGUGAAAGCAUGUUCCCACCUCCUCCUUCUGAUCAAGACAUUUAUGAUGGAAUUGAUGACGAAGAUGCUAUAGCUAGGUCUGUAUCGCAGGAUGAAGAUAAGAAUGGUAUCUGGUCCUGGGGAAUCUUGAAGAGACUAAAGGUCAAAGAUGGCAAAAAGAAAAGUGUACGAGAAAAAACAGCCAAAGUCAAUGAGGCAGAAGAAAAUGAAAAUUUGUUCAUGUCUUCUUCAACAAAGCAGUCUGGAAAAGAUUAUGGAGACAAUGUUUAUGAUGAUGUAGAUUCUUCAGACUUCUCUGCUCCGCCACCUGUUUCCAGUUCAUCAAAAUCAGUAAGCCUUGGAAAACCAAAGUCAGAUGCAAAGUACGGACAAAAGCUCAAGAAGAUGGAAAAAGAAGAGAAAGAGUUCAGAAAAAGGUUUAAAUUUGACAGUGAAAUAAAAGUUCUUUACUCUACAACCACAGUCCAGAAUUUAUCUCAGAAAAGAUGGUGGUAUAAAGACUUACAAAUUAAACCAGGGGAAUCUCUUGACAUUAUUGAAAGUACAGAUGAUACCAAGGUCCUUUGCAGGAACAAAGAAGGAAAAUAUGGCUACGUUCUGAGAAGCAAUUUAGUUCAGAAUGACGGAGAGAUUUAUGAUGAUAUUGGUGACGAUUGCAUCUAUGAUAAUGACUCUGAUGCUGAAUGCUCUUGAAGUAACAACUUCAUUGAAGAUCAAACUCUAGUUUGGAAUCUCACUUGUGAAAGCAAGAAGAGUCACAAAUGCUGAUUGCAAGUUAAUUGGUGUCUCUUUUAAAUACACAAUUAAUCUUUUUUGGGAUUUCGGCCUUUUGUCCUCCAAUGCUUUGUAUAAAUUUGUAUUCCCAUUUAUCUGAGCAUUUAAAAUUGAGGAAAUACAAGCAAAAGUCAGAGUUAUAAUUUUUCACUUCCUUUUCAUAUUUCUGACCGUCCAUGUAGAAACACAUUUUUAAUUAUUUACUCCCACAGAGGCCAGUUCACAUCUGUGAAGGGUCCAGAGGACAACAAUCUCUGACAACAGGUUUUACUCUGACUUUCACCUACUAAGCACCAAAGACAGCCACUCUGGGUAGGACAGUAUUCUGGAAAAAAAAAAAAAAAAAGAUGAUAACAUACUAUUGUGAAAAAAAAGAAAUUAAAAGUUGUUAAGAGGAGAGAAUACAUCACUGACCUGCCAUUCCAGCUGCAACAGUGUUAGCUACACUGACAUAUGCAGCCAUGUUCCAUUGUUUCAAAAGUCUAUUUUUCCGUGUUGUACUAAUGAUAGAAUAUCAUUCUCUAAGAUUUAUCUGAAGUCUACUUUAGAGUAUUGUGUUCUACUUUAUACUGUAGUGUUGCUCAAAAUAUACUCAGAGCAUUUAGGUUAAGAUUUAGUUUCUGUUUAGUUUGAAGAUAAGUUGUCACUAUAGUAAUAUAGGUAUUACAAGCUAUAAACUGUUUGGAAAUUACUUCUAGACUAAAUAUGUAGGUGUAUUUGUCACUCUAUUUUGAUAAUGCCCUUUUUUUCAAAGUAUUGUAGUUUACUACUAGAUUUGGCCAAGAGUACAGAAGUCAAAUAUUUCCAUGCUUAUCCAUUGUAGAAAUAACAUUUAUUCCUAAAGUUCAUUUUUGAUGCUGUUGUAUGAAUGACUAAGUUGUAAAUAAAAGCAAAGUCAACAGGUAACUCAUAAUGAUAAAUAUCACUUUAUCCUUAUGUAUCAGAAGUCACUGGAAAUCAAAAGACCUUUACAGUAAGCUCACAAUAAACAGGGUGAGUGUGUGCAAAAAAAUGGAACAUCUAUUGAUUUUGCUGCAGUGCAAAUUAAUCAAAAACCUGUAAUGACCAAUGUGGCUGGAUUGGUGGAAGCGGCUAGCGGCUACUUUUUAUGAACGAGUCUCAUACAAUGCUGAAGGGAAGUCAGGUACACUGUGCAACACAGCCAGUUUAGUUUAUAAACAUAAACAUAAAAAAUGUUGGCUCUGUUAAGUCAGUGACUUUUGGUCUCACCUUCAGUGAAGCUGAGAUUCCGUCUUAUAAAAGUGUCUUUUAUUGCUGCUUCCAAAUACAGUCAUUCUCAAAGGAGGCAUAAUGCAGUGGGGAUAUCAAACAUAAAAUUAAGAGAUAGUGGCCUAUAAGCUAUUUUGUACUGUAUAUAAAAUCACUGAUAGCAUACUGAAAAGCUAUAUGCAACUUGACUUCUCUUUCUAUUUGCUAUUUAUCUUAUGUAUUUACUAUUCAACCAGCAUUCAGGCAUCAAAUACCAAUUUCAUGUGUAAACAUCAGCUGCAGCACCCAAAUAUAAAACAUGACCAUGCAUAUUAAGUGCAAUGAAUAUGUGUGACUAUUUGACUGUCACUGCUAAUGGAUUAUUUAUUUUUCAGCAGCAUUCAAGAGGCUGUCUGCAUUAAAUUAGUGAUACGCCAAAGAACUGAGUGGGCAUGCAGGCAACUAAACAACUGCAUAGUUCUUCCAUGUUCUUAGUGUUAAUGUGUGUAGGCACUGCAAUUCUGUAUCAAUAAGACUGACUACAUUGGCCAUAUGAUACAUUAAAUAAUGAAAAGAAAUAAAUAUAUUUAUGGCUAAAACUCUAUUUGCUGCUUGUUGAAAUCAAAUAUUAUGUGGUUGCUGCACGCUGUUAAAAUGAACUUUUAAAAUAUUACUCAUUGAAAAUUAGUGGCAUUGUAUCUUUUAACUUUUAUUACUCUGGGAUGCUUUUUUGUAUUUCUACUGAAUAAAAGUAUUUUUUCUGAAUAAACAUU
This is a messenger RNA of Pyrgilauda ruficollis (rufous-necked snowfinch), 4758 nucleotides long. It is a transcript of the gene FYB1, whose product is annotated as FYN binding protein 1. NCBI's taxonomy places the organism in Eukaryota, Metazoa, Chordata, Aves, Passeriformes, Passeridae. Gene Ontology annotation, molecular function: protein binding. The coding region runs from base 167 to 2695 and encodes 842 amino acids. The transcript is spliced from 19 exons. Gene Ontology annotation, biological process: integrin-mediated signaling pathway; protein localization to plasma membrane; T cell receptor signaling pathway. Gene Ontology annotation, cellular component: plasma membrane. The record is from RefSeq and is a predicted model, not a curated record.